GGCUUAUGGGACAGCUGGGCGGGGCCGGGGAGGGCAGGGCCGCGCGGAAGUCCUGACCUGCAGGUGGCGCCGGCCGGAGGCUGGGGCGUUGCUGCCACCAGUGGGCGGGGCAGCGGGGCAGCGGGGCGGGGGCACCCUCACCUGUCCGUGUGUGGGGAUCAGCCUGGGCUCCGUGGCCUCCGCUUGCACCGGACGUGGACCCAGGCUACCGGUGGGCAAGAUAGAGGACUGAGCCCAGGCACGCACGGCUGGCCAGGUGGGAUCCCCACCCCCGCUCAGCCUUCUUUCUGCAUGGAUGCUGAAGGACCAGGCUCACUUGAAGUUCUGAGUUUGAGCAGUAAGGUGGAAACAAAGAAACCAAUGGAAACAAAGAAACAAGUCAUUGUGGCAAAGCUCCCCACCACAGAGAAGCUGCCCUGAGUGGAAGGGAGGGUGUGGGCAUGCCCAUUUGUUUCGUGUCUCCCAGUGCUCUUCGCUUUCUUAUUGCAGACCUGCAUGGUUACAACAAAAUGAUCUGCAAAACUGAAAAUAUUUACUCUCUGGCUUUUACAGAAAAGGCUGACCAGCCUCUGGUUCCCGUACCGGUCAACUGAUUGGAGUACCUUUCCAGUUUGGAAACAUCUGGGCAGGCCCAGCUGGUAAGUUUACUUUUCUACUUUGACCAAGCAAACUGAAGCCAACAGAAGAGAACUUUCACCAGCAACUCCCAGCACAUCCGCUCGCCUUCUGAUGUCUGUGACCUCACUCUCGCUGCCCCACCUCUUAUUACAGAUUGAACAGGAUCCAGGGGGAAUUACCAAGCCUGUCCCAUCGGCCAUCCUGUGUGUCAUGUCCUGUGACCCAGUGGAUGCUCAGCACCCUCCAGCUGAAGAAACAGAUUGCCUUAGGUACAUGAAAGGUGAGGACACCUACUAUCCCCAUGGAGCCCAGGUGGGGCUGGGAGUCUGCUGUUUGUACAGCCGGUGGGCUCGUGUUGCUUUGGGCAUCCCUGUGCCUGAAUUCCUGCAGUACACUCGGUGCCUGUUUCCUAAUCUGCAAAACUGGAAUGAUGUUAACCAUCCCGCAGUGCAUUCCAUGGUGCAUCCUCGCCUAGAAUUGAGUGGAAGCAAGUCCAUCUCAGAAGGGACAUACCUGAAGAGAAAUGGCUUUCCAGACUCUGAAGGGCAGAGAAAGCACCAGCCUGGGUUAGAGAAAGAGAACAGCAUCUCUGAGCCCGUCCUGGGUGACUUCACAGAGAUCACCCUAGUGGCCCAGGCUAGUGACCGGGAACAUGUACCUUCCUGCAGCCAACCCCAGACGUCCACUGAUGCAUCAUAUACUGGCAAAGAUCCUGGCCUGGGGGGGCGUUGGCCGCCGGAGAUUCGCCAGAUGUUGGACUCCAGCUUAACCACCGGAAGUGGGCAGGAUGUGCUGAGGGGGCGGAGGCAGCCGCCAAGGCAGCGACGGAGGGGGCUGUCCCUGGCCAGCCGGUCAAUUUGUUCCCAUCUCAACAUUUGCUGUCCCAGUUUCGCAGGACGCCCUUCUCCAGUUUAUCCUUCUCCUGGGAGGUGACAUUUUAGGUUAUUGGGUCCCAGAUUGCUGGCACACUCAUCCCUGUUCUCAAACAUCUUUUAAACUUGGGUGAAGUGAUAAGUUGGGGAAGAAGAUGAUUUACUGAAAGUCUCCCGAGAAGAGAUUCAGACUGAACAGCUUUGUGUCGGACUUUGGAAGACCGCUGGUGCCCAAGGGGUUCUCUGGCAGCACAAUGACGAAUCUAGGUCCCUCUUUCACUGCUACGUCAAUGAAGUGGACCGCUUGGACAAGGCCAAAGCUGGUAUCCCAACCAUAGCCCUUGACAGUGAUGUUCGGCUCCAGGAAGCCAUCAGAUGCAGCAGGUGGCCAGAGGAGGAGCCGAACGGGCUCAUGAAAUGUGACACCCCCAGCUUCAUCAACACGGACCAGAACUCUUCCUUUGGGGAAGAUGAUCUCCUGAUUUUGGAACCACCUAUUGUUCUAGAAAAUAAGCCAGUUGCCCAGACCUCACACAAAGACUUGAAUUGGAAAUGUGCUUUGUCAAGUGUUUCUCUGAAGAUGUGAAGUCUGUCUUUGUAUGGCAGGAAGUCCCCUUUCACAAAAUUGUAUGUGUUUGUGUCUGAGAGAGAGAAAUGGAGACAGACAGAAAGACGGAGACAGAAGAGAGCCCCCUCAGAAGAGAGCUAGUUAAGCAUCCCAGACUGACGAAGACAGUGGAGAAUGCCUCUGAGUUUGGCACUGAUUGCCUGGAGAAUGCUGAAACCCAGGGAAGUGGGCAGCACAGACGUUUACUCAUUUAAUCCUGCCAACACAGUAGGAGAUAGAGUCCACAUAUUCCUCGCUACUUAAAAGAUCCCUGCCUUCUCUCUGCUCCUCCUGUCCAUGUCUCUUCCUCCACUUUUCCCCUUCUCCCGUCCUCCUCCCAUCUUCUCCGUCCCUCGCUUCCCCACCUUCUCUCACAGAACUCGGAGAGGAUCGCUGGCCCUGCUGCGCAUGCGCAGUCGUUGCCAGCUGGAACGAGGGUUGGAAGCUCCAGCUCCGAGCCGGGGAUCGGCCCCAAAAGCUGCUCAGCUCUUUCGCCCGGUAGGACAUUUGCUCCUGCCCCGGCGCCCCGGCCACAGCUGUCCAGGGCCAGGUGUGCACCUGCCGCCUCUCGCCCCAGCCGGGCUCCCCUGUGUCCGUGGCUGGCGUCCCUUUCCCCUCUCCCACCCGCGAGUCCUCUCCUCCCGGGCUGCCUCUCCUCGGCCGCCAGCCCGUCCCCGCCCCUGGGCGGACUGUGUCCUUGGCGGGCGGUGUCUGCGGACCCGGAUGAGUCGGGCGGCUGGGGCUGGGGCUGGCCUCCGAGCGGGGCUACAACCCGCGUCCCCCCCGUCUUUCCCUGCCCCGCGACCCCGGGGCUGCCCUCCUCUCCCUUUCCCUCUCCCUGGGGACCAGCUCAGUGGUGUCUGCGCUGCUCCCCCGGCUGAGUGCCUCCGGCUGUAAACCCCAGCUUCUCCUGGUGGAGUCGGGAAAAGGGAGCGUCAGUGCUGAGCGUGCUUCCGUCUCCUCCCUCAGUGUUUCUGCCCCAGAUGAGCUGGCAGAUGUAGUGGCCUGGGCAAAGCUGAGGACACAGAUGCCAGCACCGUGCCACUCCCAGGCUGGCUCCAUUCCCGUCACCUGUCACCUCCUGCUGAGUCCCCAGGCGUCAGUCAAUGUCGGUACAUCGGUGCAACAUUCUUGUGUACCAGGCAUGGCUCCCGGCAUCAAAAUACAGCAGCGCAUUAAACCUCCCUCCUGGUGGGUCUGUCUGUUUUGGUACCGUAAGGGCUCAGCCAGCAUCUGAACGUCAGUGAGAUAACGCGGCCAGUGAGCUCGGGUCAAUACGUUCUGGUUACUGAGACCCUCGAAUUCCCAUAUGAAUUGUAGCAGCAGCUAGUCAGUUUCUGCAGAGGAGACCGCAGGGAUUGUGAUCGAGACCACAUUGAAUAUACGGAUCGUUCUGGGGAGCACUGCCAUUCCAAGAGCGCUGUCUUCUGAUCCAGCAAUGUGCGUGGUUUGUCCAGGUGAUAAUGCUCUGGCUGCUGAAUGUGCCCUUUCCCCAGACUUGGUUUUGGAGUUAAGUCACCAUCAGUGGAGCCCUCUCUUUAAAAGAUGAAGAAACCAUUUGCUCCUUCUCCCUGGUUGGGGACUUGGAUGAGAUGAGGUAACAGAUAAAGAAUGGAGCCCCACCUCAUUCUAACACCCGCUCGUUCCGUUCCUUUCUCCACGGAAAAAGAGUACAA
Camelus dromedarius (Arabian camel) is the source of this 3773-nucleotide messenger RNA. RefSeq lists its product as uncharacterized. The transcript has 18 exons. The coding region runs from base 730 to 1551 and encodes 273 amino acids. NCBI's taxonomy places the organism in Eukaryota, Metazoa, Chordata, Mammalia, Artiodactyla, Camelidae. The record is from RefSeq and is a predicted model, not a curated record.